Molecule: messenger RNA, 1065 nt
Organism: Gavia stellata (red-throated loon)
Lineage: Eukaryota; Metazoa; Chordata; Aves; Gaviiformes; Gaviidae
Gene: NEGR1
Product: neuronal growth regulator 1
Exons: 7
Coding region: 1-1059 (352 amino acids)
Cellular component (GO): neuron projection
Source: RefSeq, a predicted model, not a curated record
AUGGUGCCGCUGGUGCGGAGCGCCGGGGGCUCCCACCAGUGGCUGGCGAUCGUGUUCCUCGGCCUUUGCUGUCUCCUGCCCCCCGGGCGACUCGCCGCUCCGGGCGGAGACUUCCCCGGGGCGGCCGUGGACAAUCUGGUGGUCAGGAAGGGGGACACGGCGGUGCUUAGGUGUUACUUGGAAGAUGGAGCUUCAAAAGGUGCCUGGCUGAAUCGGUCGAGUAUUAUUUUUGCUGGAAGCGAUAAGUGGUCAGUAGAUCCUCGAGUUUCAAUCGCAACAGCAAAUAGAAGAGAAUACAGCCUGCAGAUACAGGACGUAGACGUGACAGAUGACGGUCCAUACACUUGUUCUGUGCAAACUCAACACACUCCUAGAACGAUGCAGGUGCACUUAACUGUACAAGUUUCCCCGAAGAUAUUUCGUAUUUCGAGUGACAUCGUUGUGAACGAAGGAAGCAAUGUUACUCUGGUGUGCCUGGCCACGGGGAAGCCAGAGCCUUCCAUUUCUUGGAGACACAUCUCUCCGUCUGCAAAACCAUUUGAGAGUGGACAGUACCUGGACAUCUAUGGAAUUACAAGAGACCAGGCUGGGGAAUAUGAAUGCAGUGCAGAAAAUGAUGUCUCAGUCCCCGAUGUGAAAAAAGUAAAAGUCACAGUAAACUUUGCCCCCACAAUUCAGGAACUUAAAUCCAGCGGUGUGAUGCUUGGAGGGAACGGACUGAUACGGUGCGAAGGUGCAGGAGUUCCUGCCCCGGUCUUUGAGUGGUACAAAGGAGAGAGGAAACUGAUCAAUGGUCAACAAGGAAUUACUAUUAAAAAUUAUAGUACAAGAUCACUUCUUACUGUUACCAAUGUGACAGAAGAGCAUUUUGGCAACUAUACAUGUGUCGCUGCCAACAAGCUAGGGACGACCAAUGCCAGCCUGCCUCUCAACCCUCCCAGUACAGCCCAGUACGGGAUCACCGGUGACGCCGAAGUCCUCUUCUCCUGCUGGUACCUUGUGUUGACACUGUCCUCCCUCACCAGCAUAUUCUACCUGAAGAACAUCAUUCUGCACUAAGUGUAA